GGCGGGCUUUUCUCUUCCUCACUCCCAGGAGGUCCAGCAGACAGACGGCGCUCACAGUGCGGAUGUUGGCCGGAGCCGCUGUCUGAGUGCUGUCUGUGUGCUGUCUGUGUGCGCAUUGCUCGGGGUAACAGGUGUAAGAUGGUCCACAGGGAUGAGAUAUUAAAGCCGAUCUGGCACGCGUUCAGCGCUCUGGAUGUGGACCGAAAGGGGAAAGUCUCCAAGUCUCAGCUGAAGGUUCUGUCACACAACCUGUACACAGUCCUACAGAUUCCCCAUCAGAACUCUGAGCUGGAGGAACAUUUCAAGGAUGACGAUCAGGGACCGGUGUCCACCCAAGGCUACAUGCCCUAUCUGAACACCUUCAUCCUGGACAGGAUCCAGGGCAAGUUUGAUUUCCUGGAGCUGAAUAAAAUGUGCUGGACGCUCUGUGCCCGUAAGAACAUCAACAGCACCUGCCUGCUCAUCUCAGACGAGGACGCUUUCAAAGUCUGGUGUAUUUUCAACUUCCUGUCCGAAGACCAUUAUCCGCUUGUGAUCGUAACGGAAGAGAUCGAGUUUUUGCUGAGGAAGAUGCUGGAGGCCAUGAGUGGGAUCUGGAACGAGGGCAAGUUUGUGGAGUAUAAGGCCCAGCUGAGUAUGAAGCAGAAUUGUCUGAGUGUGUGGCAGCUGAUUGAGUUGGUGGGUAUGGGCUACUUCACCAAAGGCAUGGACCGCCAGACAACCAGCUUGGGCAUCAACGAGGUCUUCCAGGAACUCAUUCUGGAUAUUCUCAAACAGGGCUAUAUGACAAAAAAAGGCCACAAAAGAAAAAACUGGACAGAGCGCUGGUUCGAGCUGCGUCUCGACUCAAUCUCGUACUACGUGAGCGAGGACCUCGCCGAGAAGAAGGGCUGCAUUCCACUGGACCGUCACUGCUGUGUGGAGUCUUUACCAGACAAAGAAGGAAAGAGAAACCUCUUCAUCGUCAAAUGUCUAGACAAAAGCUUAGAGAUCAGCGCCUCGGACAAAAAGAAACGGCAAGAGUGGAUCCAGGCCAUCCAGGACUGCAUUAACCGGCUGAGACAGGGUCUGUCUGCACCACACCGCGAGGCCCGACAGCGGCGACGGGAACUGCGCAGCCGCCUGCAGGCCGAACAAGCGCUGAUGGAGGGAAAAAUGAAGGAGCUGCAUCUGGCCAAUGAGAAGAAACAACGCGAGCUGGAAGCCAUGAGGAAGAAUCUGGAAGAAGCAGCAGCGAAGGCUGUGAUGGAGGAGCAAAGAAGGAUUCGAACUCAAACAGAGCUACAGAACCACUAUAGAAUGGACUUACAGAAAGAAAAAAUGGUGCGGCAGCAGAUGGAGGAGCAGGUGGAUCAGAUGUCGGGCGAGCUCAGGUUGUAUCUGCAGCGUGUCCGGGAGCUGGAGGACAUGUACCGACGCCUGGAGGAGGCGCUGGAGGACGAGAGACAGACGAGACAGGACGAGGAGAAUCUGCGCAAACUGCAAGCCAGGCUGCUGGACGAGGAGGUGAGGAAGCGCACUGAGCUUGAGCAGAUUCACCUGCAGCAGCAGCGAGCCAUCAGUCAGACACAGCAGGAGAAAGAACAGCUGGAGCAGCAGAGGUUGGAGCAGGACCACGCCCUGAAAAUUGCAAUGCAACAGCUGGACAGUCUUGAACAGCAGAGACAGGGGGCGCUAGAGGAGUAUGAGGCUGUGAAACGGAAGCUGGAGCAGGCGGCAAACAAGACGAGGAGCUGGAAGGAUAAAGUGGCGCAGCAUGAAGGGUUAAUCCGACUCAUCCAGCCAGGAAACAAAGCUCCUCAGAAAAUGACCAACUGGGGUGCGGCGGCGUUCACGGACAACGAGCUGGAAUUGAGAGAGAAGAUCUGGAAGGAGAAGAAGAAACCAGACAAUUAUCUUUAGUCCAUUUUACAUGGUUGUUAUUUUCAAGACCGUUUUUUUUCACCAUGAUGUAUACGUGUAUUACUUGUUCUUUUAUAUAUUUCUCUUAUUUCAUUACGUAAGCAGUGUGUGUUGCCACCUAACAGCUCCAGGGUCCCUGAUGUAAUCAAGAGCUCUGGUUUCUGUCUUUUGAUCUUCUCAUGUCUGGAUGGGUUUCGUCCUCCUCCUCCUCCUCCUUCCUAAAACCAUGCUUUAAUGUAAAGACUGCGAGAAUCUGUGCACAUGGUCUCAUCCAGGAACCAGCAUCCAAUUGAGGAUUUAUUCCCACCUCACCUGGGUAAGCUCCAGGUCCAUUGGAACCCUGAUCAGGAUAAAGCACUUAACGAAGUCGGAUACAUGAAUGAUUAAUCCAGUUAUUUUUGAACAGACCGUGUAAACAGUGUGAGGUUACGGAACCGUAAUCGUAUUACGAUCACAUGACAAAAUAGGUGGUUUGGUGUCAUAAGUUUUUCUUUCUUUUCUUUUUUUUUUUUACAUGUAGGCAUUUGGCAGACGCCGUUAUCCAAAGCAGCGUCUUCUUACAAAAGUGUUAUGAAGUUUCCGUCAUUGGGUAGAUCCUUUAACUGGGUUACUAACCAAGUACAAUCAGUCAAACACUGUUAAAAAGCUUUUCGAGUUCUUAAAUAUUAGCAGUUGAAAAAAAAAAAAACACAGCUUGACGAAGUGUGCAGCCCGUCACUAGAUGUCACUCUUGUACUAAUAAAUGAUCCAGGGUCUUGCCGCACCGCUCUCUAAACACCUGACUGCGGAGAGAUUUAAUGUUAUCGACUGUAUUUGAUGCUCUACGCUGAUCACAGCGAUGAUGUUCUUGCACUGAGUGAAAACUUCCCGAUAAAGGCUUCCCUGCUGCGUCUCAUGGAGCCUCACUUUACUUCUUAUAAUAAAUAAGGAUUGCUUGUUGUGAUCCACUCUUUCUUCA
This is a messenger RNA of Clarias gariepinus (North African catfish), 2860 nucleotides long. It is a transcript of the gene swap70a, whose product is annotated as switching B cell complex subunit SWAP70a. NCBI's taxonomy places the organism in Eukaryota, Metazoa, Chordata, Actinopteri, Siluriformes, Clariidae. The coding region runs from base 139 to 1902 and encodes 587 amino acids. The transcript is spliced from 12 exons. Gene Ontology annotation, cellular component: nucleus; cytoplasm. The record is from RefSeq and is a predicted model, not a curated record.